Messenger RNA from Cinara cedri, 1083 nucleotides. The record is from the annotation of a GenBank genome assembly. NCBI's taxonomy places the organism in Eukaryota, Metazoa, Arthropoda, Insecta, Hemiptera, Aphididae.
AUGGUGAACAGAGAAGCUAAGAGAGCAAAAAAGGAAUGGUUAGAAAAUAAGUGCUCAGAAAUAGAAAAUUGUCUAGUUAGAGGCUUAAGUGAUAAAGCAUAUAAAAUUAUAAAACAGUUCUUUGGGGCAUACAAAAGCGGAGCAAAAGUACUUAGAGAUAAAGAUGGAAAUAUGGUUCUGGAAGAUAGAGAAAAAAUUCUAGUAUGGAAAGAAUACAUAGAAGAGUUAUACAAAAUAGGAAACACGGACAAAAGAUACAGACCACCAGAAGUGGAAAAUGGAAAUUUUGACUCUAUAGGACCUACCAUCAUGAUAGAAGAAAUCGAAUUAGCAAUAAAGGAACUAAAACGUAAUAAAGCCCCUGGAAUCGAUAAUCUGAAUGAUGAACUUCUGAUAGCCUUAGAAGGAACGGGAAAAGAAGCGAUGUGUAAUAUAAUAAUAAAUACCUAUGAAACAGGAGAAUUGCCUAAAGACUUCGAAAAAUACGUAAUGAUACAUAUACCAAAAAAGCAAAAAGCUGAAAAAUGCGAAAAGUAUAGAACAUUAAGCUUAAUAUCCCAUGCGUCAAAAAUUUUAACAAAAAUAGUACAUAAAAGAAUAGAAAAGAAAAUAAAGGAUAUUUUAACAGAAGAUCAAUUUAGAUUUAGGAAAAAUAGAGGGACAAAAGAAGCAAUCCUAUGUCUUAGAUUAAUUAUAGAGAAAAUGUUCAGAAUAAAUAAACCCAUAUCUAUAACCUUCGUAGAUUUGGAAAAGGCAUUUGACAAUGUUAGAUGGGAAAAACUUUUUCAUAUUAUGGAUAAGAUAGGUAUUGACUUUAAAGACAAAAGAUUAAUACAUAAAUUAUAUAUAAAUGAAAAGGCUGUGAUAAAAGGCGAAUACGACACAUACGAAGAGGCGAAAGUUCAAAAAGGAGUAAGACAAGGGUGUAAUUUAUCACCUGCUUUAUUUAACUUAUACAUUGAGGAAGCGCUAAAAGAUCUGAGAGAGGAAGAGGUAGGAGGGAUCAAGAUUGGUGGGAUGCUAGUCCAGAUGCUUCGAUUUGCAGAUGAUAUUGCCAUGAUAGCAGACAGUGAAAAAAUCUAG